GCAGCCAGAAAUAUCCGGAAAAAUCUUGGCCUUUAUUGCAUCGUAUUUAGAAUUGCUGUGAAAAAAGAAAAAUAAUCCAAGUGUUCUAGCAAGCCUUACCACGGAUUUAACAUCCCAGUUCCGCAGGCAGUCAACAGGCUCUCCACCGAGCAUGAUUGUGCCAUUAAUGGGGAAAGAUCCGCGCUGGCUACAAGUCGAAGUUUGUCGUGAGUUCCAAAGAGGGAAGUGCUCUCGAACAGAGGACGAGUGCCGUUUCGCGCACCCACCGGCUCAUGUGGCUGUCCACAACGGCCGUGUUACGGCAUGCUUCGAUUCUCUAAAGGACCGAUGUCAAAGAGAAAAAUGUAAAUAUCUGCAUCCACCAAAACACUUAAAAACUCAGCUUGAAACAAAUGGCAGAAUGCUACAGCAUCAGCAGCAACAAAUAGCAAUGCAACAUCAAAUGAUUGCACCUCUUGCUCAACAAAUGUUAGCAAACCAAACAUUGUUACCAGGAUGGCCAAUGCAAGUUCCAACAUCAAAUGGUACYUUGAUACAACAGCCUGUUGCUUUUCUUCCUGACACGUCUGGUAUACCAGGUACACCACGACGGUUAGACAAGUCAGAUAAACUUGAGGUAUGUCGCGAAUACCAAAGGGGGGCCUGUUCAAGGGAGGAAUCAGAAUGUAGAUAUGCACAUCCUCCACGACAUGCAAGUAUUGAUACAUCCGAUGGUAUGGUAACAGUUUGUAUGGACUUCAUCAAAGGAAAAUGUCAAAGAGAAUCAUGCAAAUACUUUCACCCACCAACACAUUUACAAGGAAAAGUAAAAGCCGCACAACAACAACAGAUGUCUUUACCRUUGCUGGACGGCUCCCGCAAGAGGGCUCAUGAGCCGAUUUCAGAGCUGACUCCUGGAGAGCCACUACGAAAACAAGCACCAACUGUGGAGGUGCCAAUCUUUGUUCCUGGUCUAAGUACAGCGUCAUUUCCUCAAGGGCUUGCUGCCAUGCCAUUUGCAGGACUACAAACAGUUCCACUUGUAACAGGAUUACAGAUGUACCCACAACAGAGUCAGCAGUCAGCUCAGUUACCAGUUUGUCGGGACUUUAGCUCUGGCCAGUGUCACAGGGAAGCCUGUCGUUAUGCCCAUAUAACAGACAAAAAUGUAGAAAUAAUUGAUGGACGUGUUACUAUAUGCCGAGAUGCUAACAAAGGAAAAUGUACAAGGCCUAAUUGCAAAUAUUAUCACAAGAGUCCGUCAUCAACAACUUGAAUAAAGGUAAAGAAAAACACAAGAACAGUACAAAGACAGGAAGGAUGUUAGAGGGAAUGCUUAAUUAAUAUAUACAUUAUAAUGUUUAACCASGUCACUUGUAUGAAUGGUGAAUAUCCACUUGAUAAAUCCUUAUCUCACUUAUCCAUUGGWUAACAUCCAAAUAAUUUCCAUUGUGUGGAUGACUUAAACCAUCAUUCAUACAACUCACCUCCAGAUCAAUAUCUAAAGCUAAAUAUAUACUGGUUGYUGGUCAGAUUUCCUUUGACUGUGCCACAGAUCACAGCAUGUACAACACAAUACAAAGUCAUUGAACCAUGCCUUGUAUUGAUACUUGAGUUAAGAAAAGAUYACAACUACASCACAAACGCAACAGGAAGAUAUUGUUAGUAUUUUUACUCACAGCGGAAAUCUACUCUGUUGAUUUGAUWAUUUUUUAACAAUCAAAUUGAGAGAAAAUGAAAACUUCUUGAAUGCAUGAUAUUGUCUUUUCUUACACCACACAACAAGCUAAACAGCUAAGAAAAUUCAAUUAUUUAAAACUGUAAUCUAAAAUUAUUAAGUAUAUGAUUAUCUUCUAUUAUCAACACUAUGUAAACUUAAUUAAGCAUUGGCCCUUGCUGAGGAGAAAAAUGAGAAAUGAAAUUGAAAGAAUGAGGGAAAAUGAGAUAAAUGCAGAUGUGAUGCACCUUGCAACACUGACAAUGAUAUAGAUUAGGGUGCCUACACAUUCAAGACAUAAGGUCCUUUAGCAUGAUGACUGUAUAUUGUGGAAAMGAACUCAGAACAGAUGUUUCACAUGGAAUGAGAUAUAUUUUUGAUGACAUUAAAUGCUAAUCAGCACUUAGUCUUUAGUGUAGCACCAUCGUGGAGGUUGAGAUGCAUGUUUUGGCAUUGCAAAAAUAAUAUGCAAAACUCUAAGUAGUUCACAGAAUGUCUUUGUACAGAAUAUAAGAAAACUUAUAUAAAGCCAUAUAUAUAUAUAAUAUACACAUUAGGCACCACUAGACAAUGUAAAGCAUUCUUAUGCAGAUCUCUGAUAUUCACCAUUAUAUUUCAAUUUAUUUGAAUGUGUGGCCUUAUGCACCACUGAAAAUAUUGUAACAUUUUGUGAAUAUAGCUAUAUAAUUGCAGCGUUGUCUUAUAUGUCGACAGUAGAAACUGUUAGGUCAUUAGACAWAGUGAAUACUUGGAGUGUCAGUGUAAAACYUUCCACUWUGUAGCCUUGGAUCAAAUCAGGACUCUGGGUUUGACUAAAAAUCCUAAGUAUACAAUAACAUGAAGUUUGUGAUAAUGCCUGAGUCACAAGAAUCUACAAAAUAAUAAAGCACAAUAAUUGGAUGAUCUUCAUUGACAAUCAAAGUUAUGUCRUGAGGCUAGUCUGUCACAAUUUUGAUUAGUAUUCAAUCCUAGAGUCUGAUUACCUUAAUGGAUUCAAAACUACCAUGAUGUAGUCAUCAAGAAUCAUUUUCACCUUAUAAUACUUCUACAUUUUGCUAUUAGAAUAGUGCUGUUUGCAUACCUCAGGCUCUUUGGCUUGCUUUUCUAGCUGACUUUUUCAUUGAAUUGGCUUAUUUGGAGCCAGUUCCCAACCACUAAGCAUUGACGAACCUCAAGUCAUGAUGUUUAAUUCUAACAUGCAAUAAAUAUUGAUAAGUGUUUUACAAGGUUUUUCAAAGGUAUUAAAGGUUAAUGAAUGGAUUAAUUUCCAUAAAAAGAUGGUUGAAUAAUCUUGUAAUACAGCAAAGAAAUUUAAAGCAAAAUUAACUUAUUUUUGUACUGCACUCUUUAUGUACAAACAUGCUGUAURAUACUACCAAUAGCACAUUAGGUAGAUAAUUAUCAGGCUUUUGCCAGCUGGCUGCAAAACAAAAUACUCAAAAUAGGUUAGAGGAAGAAURUAAACUUCCUUAACAUCCAAGAUAGUUGAAUUAAAAAACUAGGUUUUUCAUCAAAAAGGACUUUAGAGAAAUAUCAUUCUUUUAUUGGGCUCUGCACAAUUUGUUUUAUGAAGGCCUUCUUAGAGACAACCCUACUGGUUGAUCUGUCUGCUUGAUUGGCUGAAAAUCCAGAAAGUGAGACUCUUAAAUUAUAUUAUUCUAAACUAUAAAAUAGUAAGAAACCAUCAAUUUCAAUACAAAUAAUUUACAAUAAUAUGAAAACGAGAGAAAGUAAAAGAGGUUGUAUAGUCUAUAUGCUAUUUUAUAUUACUAAAGUAAAAUGUUAUUUUAUAUUAUUUAUUUAAAACAAGAUUCCUUCGAUAGAUGGGUUUUGGUAGGGUGGAGACCACGCCUAACCAAUCUUGAUACAUUUUAAAAAGAAAGAAUAAUAAUUCUAUUAAGUAUAUUAGAGUUAGAGGUGUAUUUCGUUAUUAAAAUCUAGUACUUUGAGAAAAUAGCAUAUUUAAAAUGGUACUGUGAUGCGACAAUUGAGCUGGUUAACCACUGUAUUAAGAACUCAAUCCUUUCCUAGAAAGCACACAAAAAAUCCCACACAUGGAUAUUUUACUAGCUGCUAUGCUUCAUUCUUCUUGGAACAGAAAAAAAUAGAUUUGUUUUUCUUUUGUAUGACAGCUUCUUAUCAAUGAUUGAUAACCUUGUGGCCUUAMAACUGUCAUACUAACAGCAAAAGUCGAGAGAAGGUUGUCCAGUUGUAAAAGGCAUGACUCUAGUAUACUAGCAAUGUUUCUGGUUUAGAAGCUUGYCUCUUAACUGUACUGUAACCUAUUGGGUAAAAUAGACGAACUUUUUUUUGAAAUUGAGCAAAUUGCAGAGUGAAAUCCAAGUUAAAUAAGAAACAUCCUAUAGAUACGAUUUAUCUUUCGGAAAGCCUUGUAGGUUUUAUAGGAAUGACUUUGAUGUCGAUWUUGCCUUUUUCAACUCGACAACCGUCUGAAGUUUAGCCACGUCUCUCGACRAAAUAACACUAAAUUGUAAGGCUACUUUAUGUAAUUGAUUACAAUAACUAUAAUAAUUAAAUCUGUUAGAGUAAGUACCUUGGAGUUCUUUCAGAAAGAGAUGAAAUGAUGACUGUUUAUAAAAUUCAAAUAAAACAAAAUAUAGAAAACAAAGUAUUUUGUUAUUCACAUUUCAUGUUUUACUGAAUGUUCUUGACAAUCGAACAAAAUGUGUUGGAAUAAACGCCAAAAACCCGUGAAACAAACCUUGUAAGGUGUUGUACCGUUCCAUAAUUGACAAUGAACUGCAAUGUUAUGUAAUAGUAAUGUAAUCUGUCUUAUGCUCUACCUAGUUCAUAGUUUGUUUCAUGGAUGUUUGGUGGAAACUCCAGUCAUGCACUAACAUARCUACUAGAUAACCGACACACUAAAGUGGUAGGCUUGUUUGACGCACAUUUUCCGUACUUUUCAGAUAAGGAUUUUUUGACUACGAUGUGGUUUGAAAAUCAGSCAAAACUUUAAACGUCAAAAUUUUACACCACUAGGGACAACCUGAUCAAAGCACUCGCAAUUCCUCGAGCRCUCYUACCACUUUUGGGACUAAAUGAAGUAGAUUUUCAUUUGAAAUACUUAGUUUCUAAUAUUUGCUCUGUCACAUUUAAAUAAAAAUCACUAACAGACAACUAUUACAUUCAUUUAAAUAGUAAUUACUGUAUUAGUGCUAAAACUUUUUUCUUURGUUCACUAACUUUUGAAUUGGGCUUCAAGUAGCAAAAAAACAGACAGAUGAGAACCGACGCAGUUUUAUUCUAUUUCAGAAAACAUUGAAUACCGAAUACUGCAUUCUGCAUAGUGUACUCCAAGAUCUCAAUGCAUUGUUGCUUUUAAAAUCCAAGCUACAAUUGUAGCUACUUUACGAAAUUACAAUUCUAAACAUGACGUUGUUGACUGUACAGAGCUGGUAUUGUCAGUCUUAUAACCACGGCAAGUCCUUUUCAACGGUGAUAGAACUACCAACAAUACAUUGAGGUCUUGGAAUACACUAUUUUCAGUCUUCAACGUUUUCUGRAGUAGCAUUGCGUGUUCAACURAAUCGGSCUCSAGCUCAACAGGGGCCUUUCUCUGUCUAUACAAACUACUUACAKGCCUCAAUGGUUCACUGUGAUCUAGUUAAUUAUAAACUUGCAUUUCCUUAUGAUAUAUAAUGAAUAUUGGAACAUAAAAUACGUAAAGAAGCAUUAAUACUGGCCUCGAUUAGUAUUAGAUCUGACUAAACAGCUCUGUCUCAAUCAGGAGAAUAUAAUUGUAUUUAUGCAGAGUCCAGUUCUUUACGAUUUUGCAAAAAUAGCCAAUAAAAACGUUGGAAUCAAA
Molecule: messenger RNA, 5522 nt
Organism: Exaiptasia diaphana
Lineage: Eukaryota; Metazoa; Cnidaria; Anthozoa; Actiniaria; Aiptasiidae
Product: muscleblind-like protein 3
Exons: 9
Coding region: 152-1255 (367 amino acids)
Molecular function (GO): metal ion binding
Source: RefSeq, a predicted model, not a curated record